Molecule: messenger RNA, 3148 nt
Organism: Ooceraea biroi (clonal raider ant)
Lineage: Eukaryota; Metazoa; Arthropoda; Insecta; Hymenoptera; Formicidae
Product: tubulin delta chain
Biological process (GO): microtubule-based process
Cellular component (GO): microtubule
Molecular function (GO): GTP binding; structural constituent of cytoskeleton
Source: RefSeq, a predicted model, not a curated record
UAAGCGCAUCGCCAAUCAGAUUCACAAUUUUUACAACGGUUGCACUUUUUCUGUCGAACGCAGCCAAUUGAUAAUGCAAGUUUUGGAUAACCUCCAUACACAAUGCGGUUGUCAACUUAUUGCAGUCGACACACGCAACACGAAAGUGUAAGUGGUGCAGCUGCAACGAGCGACCAAGUGCAACAUGAAUUCUGGCGGGAAACAGCUGCGUGUGCGAAUCUCGGAUGUUUCGUUCCUCAAACGUGACAGUUUGACGUCCGAAGAGUUUUUCCAGGACUCGCAGCAUGUCGCAUGACGAGGGGUAAGAGAGCCUCGGUUCGGAAAACCGUGAUGCGAGGUACGAGAACACUCGGAGAUGCUCACGGUGCAGUUUGGGCAAUGUGGCAACCAACUCGGACACGUUUUAUUUUCAAAGGUACCUAACGACUUAAAAAGCUCGAGUAUCAGCGUUUCUUACGCCGCCAAUCUCUGGCGGGAAGCAAUGGCCCAUAAGAAUUUUAGAUGUUUUGCUCCUCAAACGUGAAGCUUCACUGUCCGAAGAAUUUUUCCAGGAUUCGCAGCAUGUCACGUAACGAGAAGUAAAAGAGUCUCAGAAAACCAAUCGAGCAUCUGCGAGAACACUCGGAGAUGCUUACGAUACAGUUUGGGCAAUGUGGCAACCAACUUGGACACAAUUUAUUGUCGAAGGUGCGUGAUGACCUUGAGAGCUCGAGUACCGGCAUUCCUUACGCUGCCAAUUACGAGUACGCGGAAAUCACGGUUGAGAGGUGGUUUGAUGGGAUCACGAAGCAUGGCCAGCACUUCGCGAGAGCGAUUCUCGUCGACACCGAGGAGAAAGUUGUGAACAGGCUGUGCAGCGACGCGACCGCGUCGUGGAUCUAUAAACCAAGCAACAUUGUCUGUCAGUCCGGUGGGGGUUCUGCCAACAACUGGGCCUACGGGUACAUUGUAAACGGUCAACGCCUGUCAAGCAAGGUGUUGAACGUCACGCGACAGGAGAUUGAGAAGCUGGAUCGCUUCCAGGGAUUCCUUCUGCUCCUCAGCUCGGCUGGCGGUACGGGAUCCGGCAUUGGGAGUCGCAUGGUUGAGCUGCUGCGCGAGGAGUACGAAACCAAGCCCAUCGUCGGCACAGUCGUGCUGCCGUUCACCUUCGGAGAGGUUUGCACUCAGAACUACAACACUAUACUGACUCUAGCCAGAUUCUCCGACAGGGCGGACGUUUCCGUGUUAGUUGAGAACGAGCAGAUGCAUGCCAUGUGCACCAAUCUGCUGAGGAAUCCUAGCACCAUGCUACGCGACAUGAACGACAUCAUUUCCGAGAAUCUGCUCGCUGUUCUUCAACCUACUGACAAUGCGAGGCACGACGUGAACUUCUUAGUCUCCAGAUUAGCUGCGCAUUCUAGCUUCAGGUUUGCGACGAUCAGGAGCACCCCUCAUGCUCCGAAAAGUUCUCUGCAGUACGAGCCCACGCACAAGUGGGACGUGUACGUACGCCACUUGAAGCAGACUCUUCGAGUGUCAAGGUCGCAAAUGGAACUGACAAACGUUCAACUGAAGGCGCCCAGCUCUGUGCCUAGCAAAACGACGGUGUCUCAUAUGUACAGUCCCUGUGUGUCCAAUGUUCUCGUAACGCGUGGCAAAUCUGUGGAGGAUAAUGAUGCGGUGAGCAGCGAUUUGCGGAAAAGGCAUCUGUACCCGGAAUGGAUCACGUUGGAUUCGUUCACUCACUUACAUCAGGAACGUAGAUUCUUCAGCAGGAACAAGUUUCUGGCGUUAAUCAGCAACAAUUCGGAGAUACAUCGGCCAUUGGAUGUGUACCUGGACAAAGCGUGGAACUCGUACAAGUGCGCGGCUUUUCUGCAUCAGUAUAAACAGUUCGGUCUGGAGGACGACGAUUUUCUGCGAGCUUUCGCAAGAGUCGAGAACGUCGUGCAAGAGUAUAAAAGUUUGCGAAGUUACCAGAAAAAUUGAGUUUUCUUGUGGCUUUUAUAUUAUAUAAGUAUUUAAGAAUGAAGACUGUUUAAAUAAAUAUCGAGCAUGUUGCUUUAUGUACAUACAUAUGUAAGUCUUAAAUGUUGAAUUUAAGAAUUUAUUUAGUUUAAUUCGCUGUGAAUUCAUCAACGUAUGUUUGGUGCUUUUGAUUCUGAAAAAUGAGUCUUCAGAUUUGCAUCCUCUCAUUUGUCAAACGCAGAUUUAUUAUCUACACUUUUUCCAAGUGAUUUACGUAUGUGUACGUGUGUGGGCGCUUACGCGAGACCUUGACUAUCACGGUCACGGCUACUAUGAGAUGAAGAAGAAUGGACGAGUGGUUGUGACGUCACUUGGGAAUCGACCAAGCUGCGGCUACGUACACAUGAAAGAGUUCUCCCGAAUGAAAGGAGGAAAGAGGGAAAAGGAUGGUAAGCAUUAAAGGGAGAAGCGAUCAUAGCACGAACAAAUGCUAGAAAGAACGAAAUGACACAAAGUCGAUCGAGUCGUGACGUCGAGAUACGUCCGAUUACAUAUGAGAGAUAUAUCUAAUAUCUUUUACGCAAUUCCUACAGCCCCAUGGAACAAAAAAAAAGAUAUACAGGAUGUAACAGUUAUGCAGGGAGAUAUUUAAACAGUGAACUCUGCAGAUCAAAGUGAAGCGAAAAGUGCUUCAUCAUUUUUUAUUCGAGCUAUGGUUAUCCUGUAUGUAUAUACAGGGUGUCAGACAAAUAUUAAUCCUUUGUUCGUGAGCGAGCAGGCGUAAUUCUUUUAGGGCUCGCUAUUAUACGUUUAAACGGAAACACGUUUACACGUAUAAUUAGCAUAUCCGUUCAUUAGAAACGUUUUCCCGAAUAUACGUGUUUUAAGGUAUUAUACGUAUAAACGGAAAAUGUUGACACGUAUAUUAAACGUUUAUCUGUUUAUAAUCGCACCUUACUAUAAACAUUUUUCUACAAGUAAACAUUUUUCUCCACCUCUUAUUUUUAAUUUCAUUGGCUCGUCAUUGACUUGUCAUUGACGUUACACCAAGUCGACGACGACGACGACGACGACGACGUUACAUCACGAGGAUAACACAAGCUGAAAUUGGUUGCAUGUAAGUCGAUUACCGCAUAAUUUCAAGUUAUUGACCUUCGAAGACUACUUCACAUCUUCGAAGCUUCGAUCCUUAAUUCGU